Messenger RNA from Closterium sp. Yama58-4, 1620 nucleotides. The record is from the annotation of a GenBank genome assembly. Lineage: Eukaryota; Viridiplantae; Streptophyta; Zygnematophyceae; Desmidiales; Closteriaceae.
AUGACGCGAGCUACGGCGGCACAUCGGACAGUCGAAUCAUCCAACAGCCUUCUCCCGCUAAUCAACGCCGGCCACGUGUCCUCCAUCUGGCACGACAUCCUCCUCAUUCCGCCUCCGCCGCCUUCCGCGAGCGGCGCCAGGAGUCCCGCGGCCAACUCCUCCUCCCCGCGCCACCCUUCCCCGCGCCAGCUUCCCGCUUCUCCUUUCCCCACCUCCACCUUCACCUUCGUCUGCCGCGCCUCCGCGGAUCGCCGCGGGAGCGAAAGGCGGCAGCAGCGCGGGGAGAAAGAAGACCCCCUUCUCGAGUCGCUGCGGGAGAAGCGGAAGGUGGCCGUAUUGACCCUGGACGGCAGCCUUUAUACUAUUAAGGUGCGGACGGCGGGCCGUUGCUCUAAGUCCGAUUCGAAGACGGCAACCGAGGCGCCGCCGUCAACGUCGCUGGCGCCGUGGAAUCUGGGCAUCCUUCCCCAGACGUGCGUGCUCGCGUCGCCAUCCAUGUCGAUGUUUGCCCGUUGGGAUGAUGCAGCGAAUGCUACGAACGGAUGCGUCGACGAACUCGAAUCGCGGCCGGUUAAGGAGCUUCGCGAUUCGCUCUUAACGGCGUUCGACAACUCGUCUCUUGAGGCGCUGGAGAUUGGGUCGCAGGCGCGCGAUCCUGCGACGUGUAUGAAGUUAUUCCGCUGCUGGCGAUUCCCCUUCGACUGCUGGGUUCUGGGCGAAACAGCAUGCCGAUAUCGUGGAGGAUUAUCCCCUUUCAAAUCCCCGUCCCCUCCGUUUUCUGCCUCGGCCUCAUCGCCCUGUUUAGACCGGGCGGCAAGCUCCAGCAGCCUGCAAUCGUAUCGGAUCCGCCACACCAAAUCUGCUACGGAGUUUGAUAGUGGCGUGUGGAGACUUGUUGCUCCUCUCGAGAGCUAUGGGCUCCCAGGGAUGGUGUCUCCUCGGCUGGGAGGGGGAGGAGGAGGAGCAGGAGGAGGGAGAGCAGGAGGAGAAGGAGGAGGAGAAGGCGGAGGGGUGAAAAGUGGAGCUGGAAGGAAACACAGGCACAGCCACAGCAUUGACUUUGCUGCAGUGAUGAAGAACAAGGAUUGGCUUCACAGUCAUGACUUGAAGGACUGGUUGCAUCACCCUGAGUCUGCUGGUCUCGUGGUGGUUGCUGCUGCUGAGGGUGCAGCAGCAGUGGCAGAGGCGGCAAAACAGCAGGUAGUUGCUAGACUGACUGCUGUAGCCGGGAGUGUAGUGGGGACGGCAGAGCAUGUGGCUGGGAAUGUGGCGGGUGCAGCAGCAGUGGCAGAGGCGGCAAAGCAGCAAGUGGUUGCUAGGCUGAAUGCUGUAGCCGGGACUGUAGCGGGGACUGUAGCCGGGACUGUGGCAGGGACUUUUGCAGAAGCGGCAAAGCAGCAGGUAGUUGCUAGGCUGACUGCUGUAGCCGGGACUGUAGAGACUGUAGCAGAGACUGUAGCAGGGACUGUCGCGGGGUCUGUAGCGGGGACUGUGGCAGCGACUGUGGUUGGAACUGAGGGAGUGGAGGAAGAGGAGGAGGAGGAAGCGGAAGAGGAGGAGCAGGAGAUAUGUUUCCUCGAGCUUCGUCACUCACGGGAGGAGGAAGAGGAGGCGGAAUAG